AUGCCUGUCACUCGCAACGGAAUAUCUUCGACGGCUCCGACAAGCGAAGAAGAUGGCGAACGGCGGAGCACCGAUGGCGGGGAAGGCAGCACAAGCCGAGGCGUGCCCGACAGCGCAUCGACCAGCGGCACCACUUCGACACCCGGACCAAUGUUUGACAUGUCGGCAAUCCUUCAAGCCACCGUGCAAGCAGCAGUGAGGGAAGCAAUCAACGGGAUCGUGCACCUCCAGUCGCAACAGGCAGCGGCCAUGCCUGUAAUCGGCGCGGGAGAGACGUCGCGCCUGGUCCCUUUGUUUGACCCUACUUCGUCGGACUCGCCAACAGUCGACGCGUGGAUUCGACGGGUGGACGACCUAGCGGAAGUCUACUGUUGGUCGGACAGACUAACAUCUUGUAACGCGCUCGCAAGGUUGGAUGGACCGGCGAAGAUGUGGUACGAUUCCCUCCAGUCUGUCAACAAAACCUGGCCUGAGUGGAAGGUGGAGCUCAAGCGCGCUUUCCCCACGACAUCGGGAAUGCAGCGACUUCACCGAGACAUGGAGGACCGUAUUUACAGGCGAGCGGACGCGGCCAACGAAAAAUAUUUCAUGCUUGCUAAAGCUAACAGUCACGACGUGAGAGCAUAUGUUGACCUCGGCAGCCAGUGCGUUACUAUUCGGCGAGAGGAUGCAGACCGAAUCGGAGUCAAAUGCACUGCGGUAGACAAGCCGCUCACCAUCGGAGGCUACGGAUCAGGGCGUGUGACGCCGUGCGGGGAGGCAAACGUUAACCUCACAGUCGAUCAAGCAACAGCUGACGUUCCCGUGCUGAUCGUGCCGAACGAGUCACAAGCAAUACCUCUCAUCGUGGGACAGCCCUUCACCGAGCAACCUCACGUUACAAUUGUACGGCGAGGGAACACUUUGAGGAUCUUUGAGGAACAGAAGAACGUGGACGAAAGUGACGACACACUGCAGUCCAUUGAAAUUCCAGAUCUUCCGAAACGCCCAGUGUGCCUUUGGGCCAGGGAAUCCACAGUGGUUCCACCAAACUACGUUGGAUUUGUUAAGCUCUACGUUACAGGCGGCGAGCCCAACGCGGAUGUAUUCGUGGACGCCCAACUGAGGUGCCAAGAGGGGCGCGAACAUUGUAUUCCGCGUUGCGUCGUCAACGUCGAUGAGGCGAACGAAACAUGCAUUCCCGUCAUGAACGUAUCACAUCACGAACUCAGCAUCAAAGCACACGAGCGGGUAGCGCGAGCGGAAAUCUGCUACCUCGACGAAGAGCCAAUGCGGGACGAGGGGCCAAGCUGCAGUGCCACUCAACCACGUCCAGUGGCGAACGUUAACUUCAAAACGGGCUCAAGCGUCACCCCGGAGCACCGUCAGAAACUCGGUCAACUCAUCGACGAGUAUCGCGACUGUUUUGCCGACAGCGUUUCAGAGAUUGGCCACACGAAUGUAGCGGAAAUGAAGAUUGAGAUUCCUAUUGCAAAGGAGUCCCGACACAAGACUGCGUUCAUCACACCCGACGGACAUUACGAAUUCACCCGUAUGCCAUUUGGUUUGGCCAACGGCCCGGCAGUAUUUCAGAGAAUGAUCAACGCCGUUCUUGGUCCACUGCGAUACACAGUGGCACUUGCAUACAUGGAUGACAUCUUGCUACCGACGAUAACUGUGGAAGAAGGGCUCCAGGCACUGCGAAUGAUCUUGGAUGUUCUCCGUGGAGCGGGACUGACCUUGCGAUUGAGCAAGUGCUACUUCUUCUAUGACCGAGUGGAUUACCUUGGAUACGACAUUUCUGCGGAAGGCGUGAGACCAGGAAGUAUGAAAAUCCAAUGCGUCGCCGAUUUUCCAAAGCCCGCUGACGUACAUCAACUACGUCAAUUUUUGGGUCUCACUAGCUACUUCAGAAAGUUUGUUCAGGCUUACGCUAGUAUUGCAAAACCUCUGACGAGGUUGACGGCCAAGGAUGAGCCCUGGAUAUGGACCACGCAGCACGACGCCGCAUUCGUCGAGCUCAAGAAACGGUUGGUUCAGAAGCCUGUCUUGGCACAUUUUUCGUUCGAAGCGAAAACUGAAGUCCAUACGGAUGCCAGUAAGGAUGGGCUCGGAGCAAUACUGCUGCAAGAACAAGCGAGCGGAGAGUUUGAUCCUGUUGUUUACGCUAGCCGACGAACGACAGAAUGCGAAGAAAGGUACCACUCCUACGAGCUAGAAACGCUAGCAGUUGUGUGGGCCCUGGAAAAGUUUCGGACGUAUUUGAUCGGUCUGAAAUUCACGGUGGUCACAGAUUGUAAUGCCGUGCGAGCAACGUUGAGCAAGAGGGAUCUCCUGCCACGAAUCGGCAGAUGGUGGCUCCGUCUUCAAGAGUUCGCCUUCGAUAUCGAGUAUCGGAAGGGAACAACGAUGGCGCACGUUGACGCGCUGAGUCGCUCACCAUACGACCCUCCCGAGGAAACAGAGGUUGUCGGUGGCCUUCACGUCCUCGCAACAUGCAUUGAGAUCGACGACUGCCUCGCGAUUGCUCAACAGAACGAUACCGACAUUCAACUACUAAAGGAGCGACUGAGCAGAAAGCAGCACCUGUCCAACGAAGACCGGCGCGUUCAAAGCGAAUACCAUCUCAACAACGGCAAGGUGUUCAGAAAGGUGAAUGAGGGCGAUUCGGCGCCACGACUUGUUUGGGUGGUGCCAAGGCACGCGCGCUGGCGCGUGGUGAAAGCUUGCCAUGACGACAUCGGACACUUUGCUGUGGACAAAACAAUGUCGAAAUUAAAGGAAACGUAUACUGGUUUGCAGGCAUGA
Molecule: messenger RNA, 2787 nt
Organism: Dermacentor silvarum
Lineage: Eukaryota; Metazoa; Arthropoda; Arachnida; Ixodida; Ixodidae
Exons: 3
Coding region: 1-2787 (928 amino acids)
Source: RefSeq, a predicted model, not a curated record